AUGCUGGCCGCAAAAUACCACUGCCAUGUGUCAACGAUACGCCGAUUCCUUGCCUUGGCCAAGGCACAAGGCAUCUGUCAUGGUAACUUGAAGGUGUCUGUAGCUUACAAAAAGAAAGGCAGCGUAGGCAAGAAAGUGGCCUAUACAGCCGAGCAAAUUGAGCCCAAGCUGCUGCAGCUUUCGGACAUGUUGGCCUCCGUGCACCUUGACGAAAAAUGGUUUUACCUAACAAAAACCACCCGCAAGUACUAUUUGGUGCCUGGUGAGCAAGAACCACAACGAAAGUGUAAAAGCAAGAGAUACAACGACGAAACGAGCACAUGGUGGGGCGGCGAAAUAGGCACGUGGCCUUUUGUCGAGUCCGUGCCCCCUCAACGUGCGAGCGUCAAUCGCCCAGCCGGCACCUAUGAAACGAAGCUGCUGACGGUGACCAAAGACGUCGACAACAAGACCGUUAUGCUUCAGCACGACAACGCUCGCGCACAUGUGACCCCGAUGGACCCGCAACUCAAGGCAGCCUUCGACGAAUACGGCAAGGACGGCUGGUCCUUCUCUCUCGCACCGCAGCCGCCAAACUCCCCGGACACCAACAUCUUGGACAUUGGAUUCUUCGCUGCGGUUCAGUCUCUACAACAGAAGAAGUCAGCCAAGACGAUUGAUGACCUUGUCGCCAACGUUGGUCAAGCAUUUGACGAGUACCCGAUGGAGAGCCUCGGCCGGACGUUCCUCUCGCUUCAAGCAUGCCUUGUGGAGGCCAUGAGCCUCUUUGGUGACAAUGCAUACAAGUUGCCCCACAAGUGA
Messenger RNA from Aphanomyces invadans, 801 nucleotides. RefSeq lists its product as hypothetical. The coding region runs from base 1 to 801 and encodes 266 amino acids. Gene Ontology annotation, molecular function: nucleic acid binding. NCBI's taxonomy places the organism in Eukaryota, Oomycota, Saprolegniomycetes, Saprolegniales, Verrucalvaceae. The transcript has 4 exons. The record is from RefSeq and is a predicted model, not a curated record.